Messenger RNA from Paramuricea clavata, 1104 nucleotides. NCBI's taxonomy places the organism in Eukaryota, Metazoa, Cnidaria, Anthozoa, Malacalcyonacea, Plexauridae. The record is from the annotation of a GenBank genome assembly.
AUGUGUCCUAUGUAUAAUCAUACAAAUCUAGCACGGACGGAUCUAUGCACCGACAGUGAUUGGAAGAAAUUAAUUAGGGUAUUUCAGGAGCAGCUUUUCUCAGCAGAGAAAAUAGUACUAAUUAUUUUUGCUGUUUCUACCAUUCUUGGAAACGCUUUGGUUUUGGUGGUCACUUGGAGAGAACGAAGUCUACAUCAACCAAAUAAAUAUUUUAUUGUUUGUCUGGCUGUCAGUGAUCUUUUGGUUGGUAUGAUUUUAGAACCAUUGAGGGUGUAUCAACUCAGUCUCGAUUAUGAAUCGCGGUUGACUAUAUCUGUUCAUCUAUGUCGUUUUUUGGUAUGGUUAGAUACCUGCGCGUUAGCAGCAUCUAUUUAUUCACUGACAUUCAUCAGUUUUGACCGAUUUAUUAAAAUAAAGAAACCACUUCAAUAUAGAUCAAGAAUGACAACAUCCAAAUCAUUGAAAAUUAUCUUUAUCAUUUGGUUGAUUUCAACUGCCUUUGCCACCUACGCGGCCACUCCUCAUUCAGGAAGCAGGGGAAUCUUGCUUACAAGCGUCGGAUUUUGCGGUCACAUCGACAAAAAAGCAAUGAAAAAUUUCUAUACUUUUCUGGCAGUAACUGCGUUUAUUCUACCCACAUUAGUUAUAGUGGUUAUGUACGCUCUCAUUUUUGUUGUUGUUCAUAAACGACAAAAGAUGCUGAGAAAUGGCGAACUGGGUCAAACCUGCAAUGAUCGGAACCAACGAAAUGCCUUUCUUCAAGAUCUAAAGAUUAUCCGAAUGUUAGUGGUCGUCGUGGGAGUGUUUAUACUUUGCUGGGGUCCUUACUUUAUUUAUAUAAUGCUUUAUCACCACGAUCCAAAUUUGAUUGAUUGGGAUAGCAGGUCAUUCAGGUACUCAUGGCGUCGGAUUAUCAUAACUGACUUAGUAAUAACCAGACUUCCUUAUUUGAACAGUUUAUGCAAUCCAAUAAUUUAUGCCUGUCUGGACCAAACGUACAGAGAAGCUUUCAAAAAUCUAUUUCAGCGAAUGAUGUGCCGACCAAGCUCAAGAAGACGAGAACUACCUGCGACAAUAGAGUUACCUCCACUGAGAACAAGAUAA